GCCUCGAACAUCAACAACUCUCGCGCUUUAGUCGAUUCCAGCUCGAUUUUGACCCCCAAUUUCACCAAUCCCCAUGUCCUGAAUCUCUCGCAGCAAUGGCCCAGGAAAUGGAGACCUUUGCAGCUCGCCUCGCCAGUUUCGAUCGGGUGUUGUAUCCCGAGAAACGGAGGUCAUCCAGCGCGAAGUCUGCGAAACCGAUCGCUUGGCCGCAUAGCCGGCCGUCUCCCGCUGAGCUUGCGCAUGCAGGUUUCUUCUAUAACCCUUACGAAACAAACCCCGAUAACACAACAUGUUUCCUGUGCCGCAGAGCACUAGAUGGUUGGGAGGAAGACGACAACCCCAUUACAGAGCAUCUCAAGCACACGCGGGAUUGUGGCUGGGCCAUCAUGAUGGACAUUCAACAGCACAGCUCCAAUCCUGCGGAGAUUGAAGAUCCCACAAGCGAGCGGAUAGCGCAAGCCAGGCAAGCCACAUUUGGCGAGUCAUGGCCACAUGACGGGAAGCGAGGCUGGUACUGCCAAUCCGAUAAGAUGGUCGAAGGUGGAUGGUACUUCUGUCCGAACGAGGAGAGCAACGACUUGGCCACCUGCCCGUAUUGUAAACUGUCUCUGGAUGGUUGGGAACCCAAGGAUGAUCCAUUUGAUGAACAUUACCGUCGCUCAUCAGAUUGCUCCUUCUUUGUCUUUGCCAAACCUUCUGGAAAGAAAGGAAAAAGCUCCCGGUCCAAAAAGUCUCGUGUUUCGAAGGCUUCCCGUCUAUCCACACAAUCCACCGCAUCGGAAGCGCCAGUGUCUGAGCUAGACGACCCAGUAGACCAGAGUACUCUGUCCCAAUCAACUACAAAAACGAAAUCCUCGAAGAAGUCAUCCAAAUCCAAAUCGAAGACAAAGUCAAAGAAGGAAGAGGUAGUGGACGCUGACAGUCAGAUGGAUAUCGAUACCACGGAUUACAGCCAGCCUGAACCCAAAAAGACGAAACGGACCCGGGGAAAAAAGAGAACUAGUGAUGAACUCAAUGACGAUGCCGAACUUGUCGACUCAGAGACGGUGGAAAAGCCUGAACGACCGGCCAAAAAGAGAGCUACCAAGUCACGCGACAGCACACAGCAGGAAUACGACAGCAGUCUGGAGGCCGUCAAGGAAGAUGUACAGGUAGACGACCCUCCUGUCGAAGAAGAGAAGCCAAAGAAGAGUCGUGGAACAAAGAAGAAAACGACAUCCAAAAGCCGGAAGGUCUCCACAGAUUCAGCCGUCUCGAGAGCCGCAUCGGAGAUCCCUCCCACCCAGGAGCAUGAUGCAGCAAUGGAUGUCGAUCAAGAUCUGGAGAAGCCUGAUGAAGGGCCAAGCGAGGAGCCUCAACCUAAGCCAUUGAAGAAGUCCAAGUCUAAAUCGAAAAAGAAGGCCAAGGCGGAUCCGGAGCCGUCGAAGGAAGUGGUAGAGCAGCGCACAGAACCAGAGUCGCAGGAGGAGAUGAUUCCAGAGCCCGAGAAAGCUCCAGAACCAGAACCGGAACCACCAGUCGAAGAGGUUCAGCAGACCCGCCGCACAAGCAGACGGCAGAGCGCAAGAGUCUCCGAUAAGCUUCGGCAAAGCAGCCAUGAUCAAGAGUCUCCCCAGCCCGUCACACAGCCAGAGCCUGAACCUACGACUGACGCUGGGGCCGACUCGCAGCAACAUGAGUCAUUCGUUUCUGUAGAAAUUCCAGCAAGGAACUCAGAGCAGGGCGUUGGUGCAGCUCAGAAGGACAAGGAAUCUAAGAAGACGAAGAAAAAGGCUUCGGCGGAGAAGCAGCGAGCUUCCAAACAGGCAGAGCAGAAGGUUGAUGUAGAACUUGACCACGAAGAAAGCCACGCCAAGGCUGUGAACAAGGCGACGGACGAGCCGAAACAACAGCCUGACACCCCGCAACAACUUGAGCAAGGAAAGCCUCAGAGUCAGACCCCAGAUCAGCCAUCUGCUCGACGCAGAUCGUCGAGGGUUCCUCCAAAGACGGUGGAAAGAUACAGCGAUAUUCCCAGGGAGAAGCAAUAUGCCAGGUCACUAGCCGAGUCUCGAAACUCCCACGUCGACCCAGCGCCGGAAGACAACCAUCAGCCGGGAGAACGACCUGAGCCAGCUACAGUGUCGCCUCUUCCCUCGCCUUCGAAGAGCACUCUGUCACUGUCGCCGCAAUCAUCUGACGCCGAGAAUCAGCCACCGUCCCUGAAACCGUCUGUGAACCGGGCGCCAGUAGCGUCACCCUCCAAGCAGGUUCGAAUUCCACUUGCGGCCAGCACUCCUUCCCCCUCCAAGCGAGGGGCGAAUACAAAUUCCCUGAAGACAUCCCAUCCGUGGACUCCCAUUGACAUUGAUGGAAUAAUUCUGGCUGGAGGUGACAAAGAGAACAUCGACUUUGGCGGUUUACAUAGUGGCAAGGGUGACUUGACAAGCCCCGAGAAGAAGAUGACCGUCGAGGAAUGGAUCAAGUGGAACGCAAAGAACGGAGAGGAGAAACUCAAGCAGGAGUGCGAGAGGCUAGUCAGCCAGUUCGAACGAGAGGGUGCUCGAGCUAUGCGGGUCUUGGAAGGCAUAGAAUGCAUAGAUUGAGUGGAUCACUUGGGUAUCAUCGGUUAGGAGUAUGCGGGUCGGGUAAUGGGCAUUGGAUAGGUACUUGGGUUCAUCUUGUUUUUCAGUGGUACAAUAUUUUCGCCGCAAUCUCUGUUGAUAACGGUGCAGUCGGUAUAUGCUUAUGGGAUUUCUGCGCUUUCUCAUGCGACAAUGAUAUUCUCCUUGUUUGGAUAAACGGAAGUCUGCGAAUAAUA
Aspergillus vadensis CBS 113365 is the source of this 2800-nucleotide messenger RNA. RefSeq names its product chromosome segregation protein BIR1. The record is from RefSeq and is a predicted model, not a curated record. Lineage: Eukaryota; Fungi; Ascomycota; Eurotiomycetes; Eurotiales; Aspergillaceae. The coding region runs from base 96 to 2585 and encodes 829 amino acids. The transcript is spliced from 4 exons.